Messenger RNA from Ectocarpus sp. CCAP 1310/34, 1280 nucleotides. The record is from the annotation of a GenBank genome assembly. Lineage: Eukaryota; Phaeophyceae; Ectocarpales; Ectocarpaceae.
AUGGAGUUGAAAGGACGGGGUCUGAUUCUUGACCGUCACUUCGAGACGAUAAAAACAACACAUGUGAAGGCGGGACACUCCGUUGCGAAGGAGCGGUGGGACGCCAUCAAGAGCGCGUGGAUUGAUGGUGAAAUCCAGGGCAUUACCAGCAGCACCCGCCUGUCCUUGUCGUCCCAACAAGAUGCCAGCAGCGCACGAGGUACUGCUGCACCUUCUCAGCACCCACCAGCUGCUGCAGCGGGUACCGCGAGGAGGAAGGUGGAUCGAGGGAAGCACGCCAGGGAGAGAGCUGCGAAAGGCACUUUAGGCGGCAACAUUUGCAACGCGUUCUCGAUUGGCAGCGGACAACCGAUUGAGCGGACUCGUGGUGGAGUGAAAGAGUUCGUAUCCGGUAUCACCUUCCCGCCUCCGGCCCCGGAUUCCCGCCGAUCCUGCCCUCACUGUACCAUGACCUUCGUGAACGAGCAAGGCCUUGGGAUCCACGUGAGAACGCAGCACAGCAGUGCAAACAUGUCCAACGGCGUGCGGCUGCGGCGGAUGCUUCGGAAGAAUCUCGAAGGGCGUGUCCUGCCGUGGGAAGAAGCCGGGCCUGGGCGUUGUUGGCACGUGAAGGUCGAUGAUGCGACGGGGGCGGCUUCGUUUGUCCUCCAGCGGAAGCGCUUUCUCGAUCUAGACUUGGAAAGCGACGGCUUUAUGGACCGCGAAAACAAGGAAAGUCCCAAUGCUGUCAACCAGCUGCGCAUCCUCGAGGAUAACGCCGCGGACCUCUGCAAGGAGGAGGAGCGCACACCUCUUCAGUUCUUAGAGGAUCGUCUCAAGGUUCACCACAGCAACAUCGUGAAGUGGGCCAAGGACGAGAAGGCCAUAGUCGCGGCGGCAGCAGACGACGUGAAGAAGAGCCUCCUCGCCAGGCAGCAGCCUAAGCGGUGGUUUCCUGAGGCAGAAAAGAGGCUUUACAAGAUAUUCGUGGAGCGGCGUAAGAGGAAGCUGAAGGUAUCGACCCUAUGGCUGACGAUCACGUUCCGGGAGCUCGUGCGAGAGAUGUUUCCCGGGGACCAACGGGCGGCGGCGUUCCGCGCAUCCUUCAGGUGGGCACGAAAAUGGGCCAAGAGGCACAACCUGUCCAAAAGACGUCGGACCAACGUCAAGAACAAGUCUAUUAAGGAACGCCUACCAAAGAUCCAGCGCUUCCACCGACUGUUUCGCAAGCUCCUGCAAGAGCCGGUACGGUACAGGGCGCCCGAUGAGUCGGACGUAUCGGCGAUUACGACGGUCGCAGA